CUCAGCAUGCAACUGUGCUAUAGGGACCUCAGCGUACCCCUCUUCACAGCACAAACAAAUACGUUUGGAAAUGGACCUGGAGGAGACGUACAAAGAGGGAGAGAUUAUGGAGGGGAAAAUCACUCGAGCUGCAGCUGCAAAGGUGGUGAAAAAGGCUUUUCUUGAAGCCCUGAAGUCCAAUGACUUUGAGACACUGGAGAAGCUCUUGAGCCAAAAGAAGAUAGACGUGGACACGGUGUUUGAAGUGGAAGAUGAAAACCUGAUUCUGGCAUCCUACAAACAAGGGUACUGGCUGCCCAGCUACAAAUUAAAAAUAUCCUGGGCAACUGGACUUCAUCUGGCUGUCAUGUAUGGACAUCUGGAGAGUCUUUCGGUCCUGCUCAAUCACAAAGCUACCAUCAACUGCCGGCCCAACGGAAAAGCCGCCAUCCACAUCGCUUGUGAAAUGGCAAACGUGGAGUGCCUCAAGAUCCUGUGCAACCACGGAGCCAAGCUCAACUGCUUCUCCAUGAGCGGGCAGGCGCCCCUGCACUUCUGUACCACACCAGCCUCCCUGCCCUGUGCCCGGCAGCUGCUUUGGAGAGGAGCGAACGUGAACUUAAAAACAAAUAACCAGGAUGAGGAGACCCCCCUGCACACCGCUGCGCGCUUGGGGAUCCCGCAGCUCGUGGCCUUUUACGUGGAACAAGGGGCGCACGUCGAUGCUCUCAAUGCCUACAUGGAGACCCCCUUGGCCUGUGCGGCCUACUGGGCCCUUCACUACAAGGAUCAGAUCUACAGCCCCGACCACCACCUCGUCUGCCGGAUGCUCUUGGACUACAAAGCUGAAGUGAACGCCCGCGACGAGGACUUCAAAUCCCCGCUCCACAAAGCUGCCUGGAACUGUGACCACGUCCUGCUGCACAUGCUGCUGGAGGCGGGAGCAGAAGCCAACAUCAUGGACGUCAACGGCUGUGCCCCCUUGCAGUACAUCAUUAAAGUGACGCCUGUGCGGCCAGCGGCCCAGCCCGACGUCUGCUACCAGCUGCUGCUGAAUCACGGAGCCGCUCGGAUAUACCCUCUGCAGUUCCACAAGGUGCUACAAGCCUGUCAUUCCUACCCCAGAGCUGUGGAGGUUGUCGUCAAUACCUACGAACACAUCAAGUCAACGUCCAAGUGGAAAGCAGCCAUCCCUGAUGACGUCUUUGAGCGGCACCAGGAAUUCUAUGACUCUCUGUUCACCGUCUGCAGCAAUUCCCCGCGCUCACUCAUGCACUUAUGCAGAUGUGCCAUCCGCGCGAUACUCUCCGAAAGGUGCCACCGAGGGGUCCCCUUGCUCUCCAUCCCCCCCUCCAUGAAGAAGUACUUGCUGCUGGAGCCAGAAGGAAUCAUCUACUGA
Molecule: messenger RNA, 1378 nt
Organism: Calidris pugnax (ruff)
Lineage: Eukaryota; Metazoa; Chordata; Aves; Charadriiformes; Scolopacidae
Gene: ASB4
Product: ankyrin repeat and SOCS box containing 4
Exons: 5
Coding region: 71-1378 (435 amino acids)
Biological process (GO): intracellular signal transduction; positive regulation of transcription by RNA polymerase II
Cellular component (GO): nucleus
Molecular function (GO): protein binding; transcription cis-regulatory region binding
Source: RefSeq, a predicted model, not a curated record